Messenger RNA from Sphaerodactylus townsendi, 2485 nucleotides. RefSeq names its product MPN domain containing (gene MPND). Gene Ontology annotation, cellular component: BRCA1-A complex; BRISC complex. Bases 143 to 1678 code for a protein of 511 amino acids. Lineage: Eukaryota; Metazoa; Chordata; Lepidosauria; Squamata; Sphaerodactylidae. The transcript has 13 exons. Gene Ontology annotation, biological process: double-strand break repair. Gene Ontology annotation, molecular function: polyubiquitin modification-dependent protein binding; metallopeptidase activity. The record is from RefSeq and is a predicted model, not a curated record.
CCUGCCGCGUUCUCUUGCCACCCUCCACCGACCCACUGGCCCUGGCUGGCCCAGAGCCCUGCCCGGGUGGACGACUUGGCAUGGACAAGAGCGCCUCCGAACACGUGCAGAUCGAUGGCUCAAGGGGCGAGGAAGGGCUGGGAUGUUGGUGGUCGGUAGGCAGGCAGGGUGGGUGGGACCCCUCUCCGCCCCCCCGCCCCGCCCCCCGCCCAACUCCCUUGAGAAAGGAAACGCGGUCCAAGUUCUGGAUGCAGAGUCCUUUGGGGGUGACGAAUGUCUGGAAGAGGAUGAGGAGGAGCUGGAGGCCGGCCUGGAAGACCCUGAGAGCGGACCGGCAGGGAAGUUCAUUCCGGGUGGGCGCGCUUGCUGCAUCCUGACCCGCCGCGGAAUCACCUUGCGGGUGCUGCUGAAAGAUGGCCUGAUCGAGCCAGGAGAAGGGGUGCUCUCUAUUUACUACCUGGGAAAGAAGUUCUUGGGUGACCUGCUGACAGACGGGAAGAUCGUUUGGCAGGAGACAGGCCAAGUCUUCAAUUCGCCAAGCGCCUGGGCGACCUAUUGCAAGAAGCUGGUCAAUCCGGCAAAGAAAUCUGGGUGUGGCUGGGCGUCUGUCAAGUACAAGGGACAGAAGUUGGACCAAUACAAAGCCGUCUGGUUAAAGAAGUACCAGCCCAACGCCCCCCCUGCAGAGGAGGGCUUGGUGAGUGAAGGAGAGGAGGAAGAACUUGCUGACGAUGAAGAAGAAGAAACUAAAGGAAUGAAAUCCUCCCUCUCGGAAUCGAUGCUGGACAGGAAGCUGGAGGAGAAAAACCGGAAGCAUCCCAGCAAAAGUCUGGCAGAAUCGCUUGAUAGCGGCAAAAGACUGGAGAGCAAGAUUUGUGUGCCUGUACGCUACUGCAGUCUGGGGAGUCGGGAUUCGGCCAGGAAUCCCCACACCCUGGUAGAAGUGACGUCCUUUGCAGCCCUGAACAAAUUCCAGCCGUUCAACGUUGCCCUUUCCAGCAACGUCCUCUUACUCUUGGAUUUCCACAGUCACUUAACCAAGAGUGAGGUGGUUGGCUAUCUGGGCGGCCGGUGGGAUAUCAACAGCCAGUUACUGACGGUGCUGAGGGCAUUCCCUUGCCGGUCGCGCCUCGGAGAUGCAGAGAUGGCAACCGCCGUGGAGGAGGAGAUCUGCCAAAACCUCUUCAUGCGAGGGCUGUCCCUGGUGGGGUGGUACCACAGUCACCCCUUCAGCCACGCCCUGCCGUCCCUCCAGGACAUAGACACACAAAUGGAUUACCAGCUCAAGUUACAAGGAACUAACAACAGUUUCCAGCCCUGCCUGGCCCUCAUCUGUGGUCCUUACUACCCUGGCAACCAAGGCACGGAGUCGAAGAUCGCGCCCUUCUGGGUGAUGCCCCCUCCAGAGCAAAGACCUUAUGAUUAUGGCAUCCCCAUGGAAGUGGAAGCCACUUACAUCCAGGACGGCUUUUUGACCAACGACGUUCUUCAGGAGAUGAUGCUGCUGGUGGAGUUUUACAAAGGAGCUCCUGAUUGGGUGAAGUUUCAAGACAAGUGGGGUCCGGAACAGACGUAUCUGGAUAAGCUAAAGGCCUCCCUAGCUGCUCGCACACCCAAGGACCAAGGAUUUGGGCACAUUUUGGACCAGGUCUACAGCCUCCUCAAACACAACAGCUGAAGCAGCAGCAGCAGAAGAAAUAUGCUCAAGAACUCAAUUGCACAGCUGGGGCCAUGACCCGGGUGCCUGCCCAGGAACCACAGACGUGUUGUAGAGGUGGUUGCUAGCACUGUGGUCUUUUCUUUUUUUAAGAGGAAGAUUUUCCUGACCUCGAACGUUCAUCGAAGGUCCCUGGGCAGCUGGGCAUCCCCCCACUGGCUGAUCGGCAGGAGCACCAUGAAGUUGCCUGUGUCUUGGACUCACGUUUGCAUUGUGGCCACCUGCAGUGUGUAGCCACGUGGACACAUUUCUCCAUGGGGGAGAACGAGUGGGUUGAUCCUUCUGAUAUUCAGGGGGCCCCGUUUGGGGUCUGAGUUCCAUGGCAAAUAUUCUCAACCACCCCGGGGGCUCCUUGGUGAUCAUGAUCGGCCCAUUUCUGGUUUGAUCCUGCCAUGUCUCCGGGUCGACAUGUGGGAUCCUCCCCCCCCCUUCUCAUUCUCCCCUCCCUCUUAAUUACCGUGGUUGGCUGUACUUUCUCGCUUUUCAUGCUUUCACUUCCCGGGCAAUGCCUGAUCAGCAGAUUAGACGCCUGCUGUUGUAGUUCUUUCAGUGUUGUGGAAUGUAGGUUGUUUUGCCCCUGGGGGAGGCUGCCUUGUUUCUGGACUGUGGGGUGCUGUCCCCCCCCCCCCAUGGGAACUGGUAGUCAGGGACGUGGGGGCACGAUGUGGGCUAUAAUGGCGGGUGCUUUGCUGCUUUUGCUUUAGUUCUGGCAAUCGAGGUCUAAACGCUUAUUCCUGAUGCUGUUUUGUAAUAGAGAAAUCAACUGAA